Molecule: messenger RNA, 4989 nt
Organism: Plasmodium vivax (malaria parasite P. vivax)
Lineage: Eukaryota; Apicomplexa; Aconoidasida; Haemosporida; Plasmodiidae
Exons: 2
Coding region: 617-4543 (1308 amino acids)
Source: RefSeq, a predicted model, not a curated record
GCCCCUUCGGCGCACAGCCAACCCGGUCGACUCCCACCAUUUUGCGAAAUCGCUUAGGAGUUGCCCUCAACGCAGAGUGGAACGGCUCGAAGGAACGAAUUGUUGCUUUAAGCGGAUGUAUGAGAUGGCCCUGUGGUAAACUGAAGGGGAUGAUAAGCAGCAACAAAAGAGGAGAGCGCCACCUGCACGUUCGGUCAUUCCGUGCCGGCGCUGUUUGACCGAUUCAUUGAUUGUUCCCCAAUUUGUGCAUUUGGCGUUUCCGUCAAAGAGGCCCAAAACAUGUGCUUGCUUUGCGAACAAAAUAGUGAAGAUUCUCCUUCACCGCGAAGGGAUUCCCCGUGUGGUUCCAAAUAAGGGCACAUUCACACGGCGCCUUUUUCCUUUCUAAACGUGGGGUAGCCUCCCCAUGCAGGGUGUAGGAGCACACAUGUGGGAUAUUCCCUGACAUGGAGGUGACCGCUCACACGUAACCGCUGACAUGUGACCGCUCACACGUAACCGCUGACAUGUGACCGCUUACACGUGCACUCCUACGCGUAGGUAGAACCGCCGACCGAAGCGGGGGCUCUAAACGAGGCCACAUCGAAUAGCGAGAUCACCCCCCCCGGCUGGCACCAUGAAAGUUGACGCUAGUGAAAUAUUUCGAAACUACGACCAGAGGAAAGCAGAGGAACACAUUGAGAGCCUGCGAAAUGACAUCAGGAGCAAGGAAGAAUCCAUAAAAACAUUUUUGAAAGAAAAAAGCAGCCAUGUGAUAGACAACACUAUCAAAAUUAAAAGUGUGUAUGCAAGUGUAGACAAAAUAAAGUGCCAAUUGGAGGAUAUCAUUUGCACUUAUAAGGAUUUAAUCGGUGGCGUUCGAAACACAGCGUCGGUGAAUUUUGGAGAGUCAUCAGUGCACACAGAAAAGUUUAGCGAAUCGGAAAAGGACAUCAUAAAAGAGGUGUGGAAAAAAAAAUGCGACAGUUACUAUUUUUUAUUUGAAGGUACCCAUUUGGGAAGAAGCGCAGGAGAGGGGGAAGCUCCGCAAUGUGACGCUGCCUAUCACAUUGUAAAAACGGAAAAGGAGGAACUGCUCAAUUACGACUGCUUCUUCCUUAACAACUACAUCAACCAUGUGUACCUUGAUGUGAAUAAAAAGAUGAGCGAGGGAAAAUACUCAUUUGUGCUGAACAAAUUAUACACAGAUAUAUUUCUCUGUAUGAAGGUCCUCAGCUCUUUGCUCAAAAAUGAAAAAAUGAAAAAUAUUUACAUUAACAUGUUUAAUAGCAACAGGUCCAUUUUGUAUUUAAAUACGUAUGUAAAUAAGCAUAAGGAAAAUUUCUGUGAAAUUUUGCUCAAGUUGAUAUAUUCCUCGUAUCACAAUUUGGCAUACAACAACGCAUGUACAGUGGAGAGCAUUCCCCAGUCGGUAAUCGUGCUGUUGCUUUUUUACAGCAAACAGAAUUGCCAACUCGUGGAAAUUGUGAAAAACGAUUUGUUUGGGGAAAUUCUCAACGCGAGGAUAAAUUUGUUACACACCUUUGUGCGUAGAGGGAGCCACGUACAGGAUGGACCGCUCCCCCUCCGCAAGGUGAAGACGUUAUUUUUGCAAAUCACUUAUCUUGUUUUGCACACGAAAUAUAUGGCCCUUCUGCUGAUUGAUGUGACAAAUGAGGGGUUGCGCCGAGGGGUGAAAAAUAGUCAGGUUGGCGGUCUCGAACAGGGAUGUCCCCUGCAGUGGGAGGAAAAAAAUGAACAAAGUUGUGACGAUAACGCUCAUGGGGAUGAGGCAGAGGACGCUGAGGGAAACCCCUUCCUGCGGAGAAUGCAGAGGGAGCUGUUCAUCCUGCAGAAUAUACCCCAUGAAAAGGCAAAAAAAAACAAACAGUACUUUAACUAUGCUGUGAGUAGCAUGGAAGAAAUAAAAAAAAGUUUGAACGAAGGAAUUGUUGAGAAGUUCAGCUUAGCACAAAAAACGUACGUCCAAUUUGCCUGCCUGACUUAUGAGUAUAUGCUCCACCUGCUGCACGUCUACUACUGCAAAAAUGAUUACGGCGUAACGUGCGGCCAGCUAUUCACAGAGUUUGCAGACAUAAACAGACUGCACAACAAAAUGAAGGGGAAAAUCGAAAUGAAAGAAAGGCACUAUCGCAAAUAUGUUAAAGAUGUCGAUUUUUACCUGAACAAUAGUUAUUUGCAUGCUAUUCAUGAUGAAAUUUUCGAGAUAUUUUUUUUCCUUUUUUUUAACAAAUUUGUGUGUGCAAUUCCGUUUUUUGAUCAUAAUCCAGUUGACAAGUGGAAGCUCGUAAUGAAGAUAUUUUUGCACAAUCUGUUUUGCAACAUUUCGAUUUCUUAUGAGCGAAAUUGCGAAAUUAAAAGUUGGGUGUUUUACUCAUUCCUGCUGAAUUUAUUUUACUACUACUACGAAUUUUUUUCCAUCGAUUUGGGGAGAAUAUACGCGCAGUUUUGCACCGUGGACAGGGACUCAAGUGAAGACCAGCAUACAAAAAAAGAUGAUCAGAAAGAGGCGGCUGAGCGGGCCAAACCGCGGGGUAAAACAUCCAGAGAGGGACACUUUCAUAGGGGCUUUAAAAAAAUUUUAAAGGAAAAAAUUCACCCCCUUAUAUUUUCAGCCUACAAGCUGAUUAUCUUCGUAGAAACCAAAGAAAUCAACCACAGCGCGAAUGCGGACUUUCUGCUCGUAGACCAAGGCGCACAUGAUGUUGGCGAUUUUUCCAAAAUGUUCGACUCGUUUAUGAGUAUUUUGAAAAGCCACACUGGGGAAGGGGCACACGCCAGGGAGAGUGCAAUUGCAAAGGCGAACGUGGAGGGAGAACCAACGUCCACACGCAGUUGUAGCUUAAGUAGGUGCCCUAAUCUGGUCCGCUUCUUAAAAGUGCCGCUGGGGGGGGAGGCCACCCAUGUGCAGAACACCCCAGAGGGGGGGAAGCGCCCCAAUAGUAGUGCCACCAUGCGUGAUGGUAACGUGGAUUGCGAAACGGUGAACCUCCACCAGGAAAAGCAGAGUGGCAUGCAGGAAGGAAGGGAACCCCCUCACACUGGGAACAUGCCCAAUUGUGGAGACCAAAUCGAAGAGAGAGAAAACUCGGAGGAGCAAUAUAAGGAGCUCCAUCUCUACGUCAACCUGCUUAGGCAUAAUGAUAAGCGAUCGUGGACCCAUUUCCUCAGUCCCCGGGAGGGCAGUGAUAAAGAGGAAGUAGCGAACGGCUUCGGGGGGGAGCCCAAUUUUUCCCUCAAUGAUUUAAAGAGCAUUUUUCUACACAUUGUGUACAAAAUAUUGAAGACAUCUGUGAAAUGCUUCUGCGUGGGGUACCUGGACAAUUUGAAGCAACAUUUGCAUUUCUACCUGAACAUGUUAAUAAAUAAUGAUAUAAAAAAUAUUUUAUGCGAAAAAAUGAAUGGCCACUUGGUGAAUAUUUUCUCCUUUUCCAACCUGUUCAUCCUCUACGUUGAGAAGUUAUUCAACACGGACGUGUAUCGAAGCGUAGCUAUCUUCCUAGUAAAAACUGCCCUACAGAAGGAGGUAUACAAAAUAUAUGCGCAAUUUAUUUGCCUGGUGAAGGAAGUGUACGCCUCCCAGUAUGCACGUUCGAAUGAGAAAAAUAAAACGCUGUUAAAUAAAAAAGUAACCGAACUGUAUAACAUUAUUUUGCUGGACUUAUCAUUUUGUGAAUAUAUUUUGGACAAUAAUAAUAUCAUACACAAAUCCACGUAUGAUUAUCUGAUGCGGCGGUAUAGGAAUUACGAAACGUAUUACAUCAAGUCCUGCCUUUACUUUGUUCACAUAUAUAAAGAAAAAUAUAACGUGUAUAGUGAAAAGGAUAUGAAUGAAUGCAGUGCGGGGAGGCACCCAUUUUGGGGAAAGCUAAACGAAAAAGACGCGGAAAAAAAGAAAAAAAAAAAAAAUGCAGAAAUGUACCCCUUCAAAUGCUUAAUUGAUGACGUUUUGACGGAACUGAAUAAGCUAGAUAAUCUUAAUGGAAUUAUUUUCCAAAAGCAUAUACGCCUCUUCGCUCAGAACGUGAUACGCGAUACGUAUUUAUUAUAUUACUUAUUUGUGCAAGGGCCCACCAUUAAUAACCUUUUGGGCAAUGUGCAGACGGACGCAAAUACGAGUUCUUUGGAAAUUUUCCAUUUUAAUCAAGUCAGCUCCGUUGGCGACAAUUCGAUAGAGGACAAUUUGGCUGAGGACAAAAUGUACGAGGAAAUUUGCAACGAAGAGGAGUAUAAAAAACUGUUUGAAGAAAAAAACGACGUCCUCUACAUCGUAGACGUUUACACGAAGUGGUGCGGACCAUGUCUCUUCACCUUCGAAAUUAUAAACAAAAUUUACAAAGCCAAUUUUACCUUCACAGAGAGCGUAAAAAUAGUAGCCGUGUGCGCGCAAAAUAUCGCCUCGCUAAAAAACUACGAUAACAAUUCCAAGCCGUUUUACUUAAUACUGAAGAAUGGAGAAAUUAUUCGCCAAAUUCAGGGAUGCAACACGCCCCAUAUAUUUGCGCUGAUUGAUGAACACUUGCUGGGUACCAAAUUUAGUUGAGGGGUUGUGUGGUGCGAAAAUGUGCCACGGGGAAUGUCGCAGGCGGGGGGAAGAGCAGUUACUGCGCUGCGUGGAGAGGUGAAAAGCGCACACAUGUGGAGGUGUCCCAAUGUGGAAGUGGUCCAAUGUUGAAGUGCCGCAAAAUGGCUAACGCGCCUCUAACGGCAUAUCGAGUUGUCGCAUAAUUAGCACGCGUUACAACGCGCGCGGUUGGAGGAAUGCCUCGCCAUGCGCCCCGCACACCUCACCCCGCAUGUCAUGCAUCUUCUCUCUUUAUUUGUGCUUGGGCGAUAUGUCCACGCACAUGCGUGUACACGGCUGACGCUGCUAUCUGUGCAUGUUCAUUUGCACGGAGGGGGCUGCUCCUGGCGCCGAUGCACACGUGCAAGCGUGCACACUUAUGUGCAAAUGUACACACGUGUACCUGCACACUGCGCGCAAGAUAA